This is a messenger RNA of Medicago truncatula (barrel medic), 2084 nucleotides long. Its product is annotated as transcriptional adapter ADA2a. The transcript is spliced from 13 exons. NCBI's taxonomy places the organism in Eukaryota, Viridiplantae, Streptophyta, Magnoliopsida, Fabales, Fabaceae. The record is from RefSeq and is a predicted model, not a curated record. Gene Ontology annotation, biological process: regulation of transcription by RNA polymerase II; chromatin remodeling. The coding region runs from base 206 to 1906 and encodes 566 amino acids. Gene Ontology annotation, molecular function: zinc ion binding; protein binding; transcription coactivator activity. Gene Ontology annotation, cellular component: nucleus.
CCCCUCCUCCUCCUCCUCCUCCUCCUCCAUUGAAAUCCAUUUACUUACUUCCCUCCCUUGGGUUGAACCGAACCAAACAGAGUCUUUGCAGAUAUAAAGAAAUUGUAUUGUACAAGUAUGAAAUUUGUUGAAUAUUUAUAUAGUAAGUAACGGUUCCAACCGAGUUGAAAGUUGUUGGUGAGUUUGGAGAGUGGAAAGCAACGAAAUGGGUCGGUGCUGCCGAGCUGCGUCACGCUCCUCUCCCAUUGCUGCUGACGACAACAGAUCCAAGAGAAAAAAGGUUGCCUUAAAUGCUGACAAUUUAGAAACUUCAUCUGCAGCAGGCAUGGGAAUAACUACUGAUGGCAAAGUAUCACUAUAUCACUGUAAUUACUGCAACAAAGAUAUUUCUGGGAAGAUUCGCAUCAAAUGUGCCGUGUGUCAAGAUUUUGAUCUCUGCAUUGAGUGCUUUUCUGUUGGUGUUGAGUUAACUCCUCAUAAAAGCAAUCAUCCGUAUCGGGUUAUGGAUAAUCUAUCUUUUCCGCUUAUAUGUCCAGAUUGGAGUGCAGAGGAAGAGAUGUUACUUCUUGAGGCCCUCGACAUGUAUGGAUUUGGGAAUUGGAAUGAUGUUGCAGACAACAUUGGAACGAAAAGCAAAUCUCAGUGUAUUGACCACUAUAAUACUGUAUAUGUGAAUUCACCAUGUUUUCCUGUACCUGAUUUGUCUCAUUUUUCGGGAAAGAACAAAGAGGAACUCCUUGCCAUGGCAAAGGGAAAUCAAGUCAAGAAAGAAUUUCCUCCAAAUGCAGAGCUGACUCUGAAAGAAGAACCUCUCUUUUCUGAUGGAAUAAACUCUGAAGAAUCUAAGAAGGCAGAAACCACUAAUCAAACAAUGUCUAGGCUAACCUCAGCACACGAUAAAGCUCUUUCAAGUUCAAUCAAGAAGGCUUCCAAUGUGAGCCAGAAUAAUGAUGGAGUUAAGGUGGAAGUAGAAUCUCAAGCAGGUCGGAGCAUCGGUGAAAAGAAACCUAAAUUAUCUGGGGAAUAUAGGCCUUCUAUGAAAGUGUUGAGUGGGUACAAUUCUAAGAGAGGUGACUUUGAUAUUGAAUAUGACAAUGAUGCUGAGCAAGUUUUGGCAGAAAUGGAAUUUUUGGACACUGAUACUGAAGCUGAACGUGAAAUGAAACUGCAAGUGCUCCGUAUUUACUCAAAAAGGUUAGAUGAACGAAAGCGCAGAAAAGAUUUUAUACUUGAAAGAAAUUUACUUUGUCCCAAUCCUUUUGAGAAAUAUCUCUCACCUGAAGAGCUUCAAAUAUGCGAACAGUACAAGGUCUUCACGCGAUUUCACUCAAAAGAAGAGCACGAGGAGUUGCUAAAAACCAUUAUUAAAGAACACCGACUUGCCAAAAGAAUACAAGAGUUAAAGGAAGCCAGAAUUGCUGGCUGUGUAACUGCUGCUGAAGCAUAUCAAUUUAUUGAACAAAAGAGGACAAAAGAAGCCGAACAAGGUGACUGUAAAGAAAGUGGUCAGAUUGGAACAGGUGGCAAGACUUCACAGAGACCAAAUGUUUCCAAAGUAGAGCUUGGUAGUAGCCCGCGCAGUAUCCAUAAGGGCACUACAGAAUCAUUUCCUGGUAUCAAGGAUGCGCCAGCUGCCAUACAAGAUAUCGCAAGGACACUAGAAGAAUGGGAUAUCAGUGAUUUUGAUGGGGCUGAGUUGCUCUCUGAAUCUGAAAUAAAGCUUUGUAACGAUAUCAGAAUGUUGCCGCCACACUACCUCAACAUUACGCGGAUUAUGCAAUUAGAAAUUUCAAAUGGCAGAGUAACCAAGAAAUCUGAUGCAUAUCCACUGUUCAAGUUCUCUCCAAGCAAGAUUGAUAGAAUUUAUGACAUGCUUGUGGAAAAAGGAGUUGUUCAAGAAAAAUGAUAUGCUUUAUAUUCUGUAAUGGUUAUAAUUUAUAAGGUCAUUUUUGUAUGAUUUUAUAUCUCUUUAGCUUUUUGCCCCAUACAGAAAUAAUUAGAAGACAAAUAUAGUUAAUGCACACCUACCAGAAAAUAAGAACUGAAAUAACUUAUUUUAAUAUGCCUGAGUUGUGUACACAUCA